AAUGAACCUUGCGUCUCAAAUUUCUCAAGCAAAAACAGGAAAUGCAACUAUGGAAUGGGCAAAGAACUACGUAUCAAAAUUGAACGAUGGUCAACUGGCUCUUUUGCAGAAAAUGUACGCAGAUCACCAAGCAAAACUGAAAGCUUCAGAAGAUGAAAAAAAGAAGAAAGAAAUGGAAGAACUGAAAAUGAAAGCACAGCAACAGGCGAUCCUUGACUCACUUACACAACAAAUUCCCAUCAUGGUUGAUGUCCUCCGAUCUUCGACUUCUCCAGAUUCACAGCCAAGCAGUAGUAGCAGUGUUAUGAGCAGUACCGAUGAAGACCAAAUUACAGUGAAAGACGUGCUAAUCGGAAAAAUCAACAAGGCUCAGAGACAAUCUUCACCGAACAGCUCGAAGCCGUACACUCCACGUGGAAUUCGUGAACGUGUACUUUUUGAUGAACAUCUCUACGUGUUCGACAAGUGCUCAUAUGAUAGCAAGAAGAGAUUCUUCAGAUGUGAACGAAAGAAUACUUGUCCAGCACGUAUUCAUACACCAUUUGAUGCUGAACGAGUCAUUCAUAAAGUACAAGUUCACAAUCAUCCACCACCAACUACUUUUGAUCUUGCACAUUACAAUAUUGAUUAUGGAAAAGUCAAAUCAGGACACAUCUUAUCUCUCAAUGGGCCUCAACAAACCAAGAACCUAUUGCCACCAUCACUUCUCACUCCAAAAUCUGAUUUGGAAGAUGAAACUCUUUCUACAAAAACUGAACAAAAGAAUGCUUCAACAAUGAAUAUUCUUCUAAGUAUGACAAAUAAUUGCGAUGGACGUAAACCAAUCACACUUCGACUUCCUGAUCUUUUUAACAAGAUCUCAGAAAUGGAAAUACACGAUAUGGAGAUGACGUUGACAAAGUUUUUGUUGGAGAACAGAGAAUUGAGAACUGAUUUGAUUAGCAGAAAUGGAGAUCUUCCAGUAUUCUUUCCAAAUGCACACAAUGAUGAACUAGUUCUCUUUGUGGCUGAUCAACAUGAAAAUGAUUCAGUAUUUCAAAUGAUUCGAGUUUCUGAAAGGAAUGAGAAAUCAAUUCGUCAAGCAAUUCAAGAACACCUUCAAAAAGUAUCCAAUCGUUCACUAAUGAUGAAUAUUUCAUCCAAAAUCAAUGUUCCCCUAUCACAGCAAAUGAUCGAUCAAUGGAGAACCGAGGAAUUUAUUCGAUUAGAUUCCUCAAAACCAAACUUUUGGAAAAUCCAUCAUGUUUCCAAACUUCAAGAUUAAAUUAACUAUGUUUUUGUUUAUUUUUAUUAUCAAGUUCAUAUUCAAUGUACUUCCGAUUGCUAGUUAUUUGUACUAAAGAGCGCAUAUUGCCCUCAAAUAUUUCAUUCCCGACCCACUUUCAUUUUAUCGGGUGCUCCAUUCCAAACUUUCAUCGAUUCGAAAUUUGUAUUUCACGAGUUUUAAAUUAUUUUCCAAAUGAUCUCUUUUCAUUGUAUCGCCAAUCUUCCUCCUCUUCUUGUUUGGUUGUCAUUUUUCCCUUCAUCUCUCUAACUUAUAAACUAACCAAAUACGGAGUUAUUUUAUAAAUAUCAGUAUUGAAA
This is a messenger RNA of Caenorhabditis elegans, 1584 nucleotides long. RefSeq names its product FLYWCH transcription factor 3 (gene flh-3). The record is from RefSeq and is marked reviewed. Bases 2 to 1264 code for a protein of 420 amino acids. Lineage: Eukaryota; Metazoa; Nematoda; Chromadorea; Rhabditida; Rhabditidae. The transcript has 4 exons.